Penicillium alfredii is the source of this 2868-nucleotide messenger RNA. RefSeq names its product Aim21 family protein. The transcript is spliced from 2 exons. The coding region runs from base 1 to 2868 and encodes 955 amino acids. The record is from RefSeq and is a predicted model, not a curated record. NCBI's taxonomy places the organism in Eukaryota, Fungi, Ascomycota, Eurotiomycetes, Eurotiales, Aspergillaceae.
AUGUCAACCCAAACUGCUCCGGUCAUCCCCCCCCGACCGGCUCGAUCUCCCCAACCGCCCUCAUCGAUAGACAUGCCCAUGAUCCCCCCACGCCCAAACAACCGAGGAACGGAUCGAUCAAGUUCCCCAAUGCGCGACAGCUAUGCCCCAUCGCCAUUCAAUGAAUGGAGUGGGCCGAGCAUGACCCGGACCGUUUCGAAUGAUGCGCCACCCCGGCCCCCGAGUGUCACAAUACCGUCCCUGGGUGAGGAGGGCAUUGAAUACGCGGAUCUGGAUGUGGGGAACCUGUCCGACAGCCAUCACCAGACGCCGGCCGAGACUCGCAAUGUCAACAGUGAACUCAAGAUCCAUGCCCCGAGGCCGUCUCUGCCGACGUCGAGUGCAAAGGCCCAGGUGGCGGCGGUCACCCGCACGGAUUCUCGGCAGGCCGCAGCAGCAGGCCUUGGUCAGGAUCGCUACCCAGCUCAUGAGGAGCACGAUCGUCCCGGCCGCUCGCUGCACUCUCGGGCCAGUGGCUCGCGGGCCGACUCGACUGCUUCGGACCGCCGACUCUCUGCCCAUCUUGGAGAUGACCACGGCUUUCGAGUCCCCAUGUACCCCAAUGCGGGCGAUGUCCAGGCGCCCUCGCCAAGCCCGUAUCUCGACCAAGGCUCUCAGCGACCGGGCCGCAACCAUAACCGCACCCGAAGUGCUCGGGAUUCCUCUUUGCCCCCGGGCAGCUAUGGCCUGCAUGGCCACGGUGUGCAGCACACCGAUCAGUUUGAGAAGGCCUGGUAUGAGAAACACCCUGACGAAUAUGCCAAGGAAGAGGGACAGUAUGGCCCCGGUGUAGGCACUCCCCGCCCUGAUUGGGCUCUGAGCAGUGACGAUCUGAACAAAAUCGUCAGAACCUCAGCCGCAAGUGGCUCUGGAAUUGGCACUUCUCCUGCCAUGACGGGCACUCCCGAGGAGGAGGUCGGCUAUCUUGCAUCGGACGAAUAUAUGCACCGGAUGGUUUCUCCGCCGCCGGAUGGCCAUCAUACUUCUCAGCCUGCAGUGGAAUCGCCCCUGCGACAGAUGAGCUUCCCUGCAUCGGAAAUACAACCGAAGGAUGCACCUGGUUCCUCGUUGCGUCAUGGCCGCACCAGCUCACAUGGACACCAUGAGGGUGAGGUGAUUCAUGUUGAUGACCCGAUUCAUCAUUUGCAUCACCCGGAUGGAUUUACUCCGACUCCAGCACUCGAAGAACAUACCCCCGAGGACGAAGAGCCUCCCGAAGAGGAAGAACCAAUUCUGGCGGCCGACGAAGUGCGUCCGGAGUCGGCGUAUUUGCACCCCGCCAUCUCUCCGACUUUUGAGCACCGGGGGAGCUUUGACGAGGACCGCAGUCGCACUCCUAGUGUCUCACAUAGCCGCUCGAACAGCCGUUCCGCCAGUGCUCAAGGUGCUAGGCCUUUGCUGACCCGCUGGGACUCGCGGGAGCCGCGCGAAGACAUACACACCCCUCUUGAGGAUGUGGAGGAGUACGAGCCAUUGUUUCCAGAGGAAGAAAAGAAGGAACCUCCUGUCUCGGCCGCCGAUCGCUUCAAGAAACGCCCCGACACACUCAAGCACCGUUUCCCUAGUGAAGAUAUUUGGGAAGAUACCCCGAACAGUCUGCAACUCCACGCUACUGUGACCAUCCCAGACCUGCCCAAGCAUGACUCUGCUGAGACAUUUGAGACACCCGAGCAGGAGGCCGCACGGAGGAUGCAGACAGAUAAGGUCGACUCACACCAAGUGGCCGCUCAUAUCCUGGAAGGCGAGGGUGCCCGUGAGAAAGCCACGGCUCCUGUGCGACCAGACCUCACGAAGCAGCGGUUCCCCAGCCGUGAUAUCUGGGAGGAUGCUCCCGAUAGUCAGCAACUAGUGACCACGGUCGAGCCUGCAGCCGAGGAACUCAAGAGCCCCGAAGUACCCACGAAGCCCAUUCUCCCGGCACGCCCGCAGAAACAGCCCCAGUCCACGUCACCGACCGAGAAACGCCAGCCGCCAGUGAUUCCCGGCAGACCCAAGCCCCAGAUCCCGAUUCGGCCUGCUAGACCGAGCUCCAAGCCCUCGGCGGAUAAUGUGACCCAAGCCCCUUCUGUCGAAUCGAAGGAGGCUCCGGCUGUACCCAAGGCGAAGCCCGCGGUACCGGCUCGCCCGAACGGAAGCAAGAUCGCCGCAUUGAAGGCGGGAUUCCUUACCGACCUGAACUCGCGCCUGCAGUUCGGCCCCCAGCAACCCAAGCAGGAGAAGGAGCCCGAGCUGCCGGCCGAAAAGCAGCCUCUCAGCGAUGCUCGCAAGGGGAGAGCCCGUGGCCCAGCCCGAAGGAAGCCCGCCGUGGAACCCGCUAAAGCUAAGCUCCCGUCCAUCCCCGAGGUUAAGAUCACCCAAACCUGGGAUGUGUGGCAGAUUGGCACAGACGGUGGUUUGGUCGUCGGUGCUGGUGAUGUGCUCACCAAGCCUGAUCAGCCCUCUGCCGUCCUGACGCAGGUUCCCCCAACUUCCGAGCCGCCCAUGGCGUCUCCGCUUGCCAAGAACACUGCAGGCGAGCCCGUCGAUCCGACCCUGGAAUCUUCUGCUGUUGACGACGUCGCCUCUCCCAGCACGGUCACUGUCUCCCAGGAAGAGUCUCCCCUUGCCCCGGCCUCGACUCUCGAGAGCUCAGAGGGUAUUGAUUCUGCGUCUGCCACUGAACCCAAGGAGUCUGGGCCAUCACCCAAACCGGAGACUGCUGGUAUUCCUCAGCCCGGCUUUGAAUUCAUUCCCGACCCUGACAAGUUAGAUGAUGCUAUCGAGACCAUGGCCGCCUCGGCUGAUGGCAAGAGGCAAUCGGAUGGCCAGAUCCACGAUCAAGAGAAUUAG